GCCGGACAGCCGAGUCCGGGGUCAGUGGUGUGAAAUGCGAAGUCGCACUCCUCCCCACCUCCCUUACCAACAUCUCCUUCUGAAUAUCUUCCGCUCAUCCAACCAGCCACAUUUUUGCUUCAUCUAUACGUAAAUCAUGGCGACUGCACAAGGAGGCAGUUGGUUGCCCCCACUUCCGGAGAGCUUCGACCUGAGCAAGCAAAGUAUUGCUGUGCCCAAUUCUGCUGAGGAAGGCUACACUCCCAUUUACCGUAAUUCGGCUGUGCCCUAUCUUGAGACUACCGAGACGUACUACGACGUCUUCAACAUCGGACGCGAGAAGUCUCAUGAUCGGCCUUUCUUGGGAUGGAGGGCUUUUGACACCGCGAAGGGCACCUUCGCCGCCGAGUACUCCUGGAUCACUUACGACGAGGUUGAGGAGAGGAGGACCGCCAUUGGAUCUGGUCUUGCUAAUCUCGCAUCUUCCGGAGCACUGGGCAUUCAGCUGCCCCAGACGCACUGGACCGUCGGUAUUUGGUGUCAGAACAGGCCUGAAUGGCAAAUCAUCGAUCUGGCUAAUGUCGCUCACACCCGUCAAACCGUAUCCUUGUACGAUACCUACGACGAUGCAUCGGCGAUCUAUGUGCUGGACCAUUCGGAAGCAAAGGUCGUCUUCACCACGACGUCGCACAUCUCAACACUCCUGAGCGCACGAGACCAGCUUCCUCAUCUGCGAGCGAUUAUCCUCCUUGACCUGACUCCAGGCGCUGUCCUCCCUGAAACUGAGCUCUCCCGACAGCAGCUUGCACGUCAAUGGGCCGCUUCUAAGGAUGUCCUGCUUCUCACCUUUGACGAAGUGCUCGCCUCGGGUCGCAAGAACCCAGUCGCGCACUCCCCUCCCAAGGACUCCAGCGAGAUUGCUAGCUUCUGCUACACUUCCGGUACCACUGGCAAGCCCAAGGGAGGCCUCGUCGCCAACCACCAGCUUGCUCUGGCUUCUGCUUGCACUCCUCUCAUCGGAUUCGCCUCCAGUCAGGACGAAUUGCAGAUCAGCUAUCUCCCCCUGGCCCACAUCUACGAGCGUUUCCUCGAGACUGUCAUGAUGAGGAUGGGUGCUCGUAUCGGAUACUUCUCCGGUGAUGUCACCCGUCUCCUCGAAGAUGCUCAGUGCCUGAAGCCGACUCUCUUCCCUGGUGUGCCUCGAGUCUUCAACCGAAUCGCAUCUCAGAUUCAGUUCCAGAUGGAGGGUACUUCAUUCAAGAGCAAGCUCUUGAAGAGGGCAGUAGACGCCAAGGUCUACUAUCAUGACAUAGACGGAUCGGUAGAUCACGCCUUCUGGGAUCGACUGGUGUUCAAGAAGGUCAAGGCCCUCUUGGGAGGCAAUGUGAAAGCCAUUGUCAGUGGCUCAGCUCCUCUGCGUCCCGAUGUCCUGAAACUCCUCCGAGUCUGCUUUGGCGUUGAUUUCCGAGAGGGUUACGGAUCUACCGAGAACACUGGAUGUUGCACUAUCAUGAUGCCCGGAGACAAGAACCUGGGAUCGGUGGGACCUCCUCAGCCGGGUCAGGAGAUCCGACUGAAGGACUGCCCCGAGCUGGGCUACCGAGCUACCGAUAAGCCCUGGCCGCGAGGUGAGCUGCUACACCGUGGUCAGACUCGCUUCCCCGGUUACUACAAGGACCCCGAGAAGACCAAGGAGACCGUCGAUGAGGGCGGCUGGCUGCACACAGGUGACGUUGCGGCUUAUGAUGACCAAGGUCGAAUCAGAAUCGUGGACCGAGUCAAGAACCUGGUCAAGCUCGCGCAGGGAGAGUACGUGGCCAUCGAGAAUGUUGAGCAGGUACUGAGCGCCAACAAGUUCACCGCUCAGACCUGGCUCUACGGUGAUUCUUUCCAGGCUCAUCUGGUCGCCGUUGCCGUUCCCGACCCAGAGACCUUCGCGCCUCUGGCCUCGUCAAUCUUGGGCAAGACCAUUGCCCCCACCGACAUCUCCGCCUUGGCCCAGGCUUGCGACGAUCCAAAGGUGGUCAAGGCCGUACUCGCCGAAUACACCAAGACGGCCCGAGCAGCCAAGUUGGCUGGCUAUGAGUUCAUCAAGGCUCUCAAGCUGCGUGUGGAGCCGUUCAGCAUUGAGAACGGCCUGCUGACCCCUACGUUCAAGAUGAAGAGGCCAGAAGCGAAGAAGGCGCUCAUCAAGGAGUUGGAUGCUCUGUAUGCUCAGGAGCCAGCUGAAACCUCGUCGAAGCUCUAGAGCCCUCGCGAGUUCGACAAAGAAGCGGUAUGCUGAUGGGAGGUGCGGGAUGCUCUUGCUUUAGAGCGCCUGUUCUAUGACAUUUUGCC
This is a messenger RNA of Microstroma glucosiphilum, 2316 nucleotides long. RefSeq names its product acetyl-CoA synthetase-like protein. Gene Ontology annotation, molecular function: long-chain fatty acid-CoA ligase activity. NCBI's taxonomy places the organism in Eukaryota, Fungi, Basidiomycota, Exobasidiomycetes, Microstromatales, Microstromataceae. Bases 137 to 2227 code for a protein of 696 amino acids. The transcript is spliced from 4 exons. Gene Ontology annotation, biological process: long-chain fatty acid metabolic process. Gene Ontology annotation, cellular component: endoplasmic reticulum; membrane. The record is from RefSeq and is a predicted model, not a curated record.